Molecule: messenger RNA, 2746 nt
Organism: Paramecium sonneborni
Lineage: Eukaryota; Ciliophora; Oligohymenophorea; Peniculida; Parameciidae
Source: the annotation of a GenBank genome assembly
AUGCUUGAUUCUCACCUUACAGACCCUUUGCAAUUAUUUAAAAAAUAACCAUAAUAUAGAAGCAAAGCAGAGAUCGAUCUUUUAGUCUAAUUCACUUAAGAACUACCAUUUUUUAAAUAAUAUUAAAAGCAAGAUAAUGGAGUGAUUAUUCACCGUGAGUGUUGCAAGUAUAUGUUCAUAGAAAAUUUACGCAUAAACGAAGUUGUCUUUCAUGUAGGUAUUAAAAUUUUUAAUAUAUAGAUACAAUUGGAACAAAAUUUUAUGUAAUUUUAGAGGGAUAAGUGGAAGUACUAAUAAAAAGGAGAGGCUUUGAUGAGUUAGAAUAGGUAAGAAUUCUAAGAAGAGGAGAAUCCUUUGGUGAAUUAGCACUUAUUCAUAAACAACCUAGGUUAGCUACUAUUAGAUGUGUAACUGAUUGUAUUUUUGCUAUUUUGGAUAAAUAAAAAUUUUAAUAGAUAUUACAAUAUGAAUAAAAUAAAAAGAUAGAACAAGUAUCAAUUACAAUAUAUUAGAAUAUUGAUUUCUUUGCUCAAAUUUCAAUUUUUAAUUAGCUAAAUCGGACUUAAUUAACUUAGAUAUAUUUAAAUUCAUUUUUAUAUGAAUAUGAAAAGAACUAAUUAGUCAUUUAAAUAGGAGAAAAAUCUGAUAGCUUUCUUAUCAUCAAAUAAGGGUUAUUUUAAGUUAAAAAAUAGAUUAACAAAUCUUAACCUCUGAUUGUAAAAAUUUUCUUUGAUUGUAGCUUUUUGAGAUUGGAGAGAUGCAAAUUUUUGGAUUUUAUCAUCUUUACAAUAAAAUCCCUUAUGAAUAUUCAUUAGUCUGUUCAUCUUCUAAAGGCUUGAUAUAUAAAAUACAAAGAAAUUCACUAAUUGAAAAAAUUUUUGAAUCCUAUUCUUAAGAUUUAGACAAACAUAAAAAUGAAAUUAAUUUUUAUGCGAACUUUAAAGUUAAUUAAGAAUAAUCAACACACCUUAAAUAUCCAAGAUUUUUCUAAAUUAAAACAGAAGGAGAUGAAGAAUAGGAUCUAUAAUAAGAUUAAAAUUCGGCAAAAUCUUAAAAAAACUAGAAGUUAAAAAUUUUCGAUCAUAGAAAUAGAAAUCAGAUAAUACAACAAAAAAUGGAUAAUUUGAUUGAAACAUCAAGAAGAAAAAAAAACAACCAAUAAAAAAUUCCUUAAAUAAAUGGUUUAUUUUAAAUUUUCCUUAAAUCNUUACAGACCCUUUGCAAUUAUUUAAAAAAUAACCAUAAUAUAGAAGCAAAGCAGAGAUCGAUCUUUUAGUCUAAUUCACUUAAGAACUACCAUUUUUUAAAUAAUAUUAAAAGCAAGAUAAUGGAGUGAUUAUUCACCGUGAGUGUUGCAAGUAUAUGUUCAUAGAAAAUUUACGCAUAAACGAAGUUGUCUUUCAUGUAGGUAUUAAAAUUUUUAAUAUAUAGAUACAAUUGGAACAAAAUUUUAUGUAAUUUUAGAGGGAUAAGUGGAAGUACUAAUAAAAAGGAGAGGCUUUGAUGAGUUAGAAUAGGUAAGAAUUCUAAGAAGAGGAGAAUCCUUUGGUGAAUUAGCACUUAUUCAUAAACAACCUAGGUUAGCUACUAUUAGAUGUGUAACUGAUUGUAUUUUUGCUAUUUUGGAUAAAUAAAAAUUUUAAUAGAUAUUACAAUAUGAAUAAAAUAAAAAGAUAGAACAAGUAUCAAUUACAAUAUAUUAGAAUAUUGAUUUCUUUGCUCAAAUUUCAAUUUUUAAUUAGCUAAAUCGGACUUAAUUAACUUAGAUAUAUUUAAAUUCAUUUUUAUAUGAAUAUGAAAAGAACUAAUUAGUCAUUUAAAUAGGAGAAAAAUCUGAUAGCUUUCUUAUCAUCAAAUAAGGGUUAUUUUAAGUUAAAAAAUAGAUUAACAAAUCUUAACCUCUGAUUGUAAAAAUUUUCUUUGAUUGUAGCUUUUUGAGAUUGGAGAGAUGCAAAUUUUUGGAUUUUAUCAUCUUUACAAUAAAAUCCCUUAUGAAUAUUCAUUAGUCUGUUCAUCUUCUAAAGGCUUGAUAUAUAAAAUACAAAGAAAUUCACUAAUUGAAAAAAUUUUUGAAUCCUAUUCUUAAGAUUUAGACAAACAUAAAAAUGAAAUUAAUUUUUAUGCGAACUUUAAAGUUAAUUAAGAAUAAUCAACACACCUUAAAUAUCCAAGAUUUUUCUAAAUUAAAACAGAAGGAGAUGAAGAAUAGGAUCUAUAAUAAGAUUAAAAUUCGGCAAAAUCUUAAAAAAACUAGAAGUUAAAAAUUUUCGAUCAUAGAAAUAGAAAUCAGAUAAUACAACAAAAAAUGGAUAAUUUGAUUGAAACAUCAAGAAGAAAAAAAAACAACCAAUAAAAAAUUCCUUAAAUAAAUGGUUUAUUUUAAAUUUUCCUUAAAUCUCAUAGAGGAAUAUAAGAUUCAACUUUAAAUUAAAGAUAAAAAAGUCCUUCUGUUCUAGAGUGCCAAAAUAGAUAGUUUGGAAGCAAUAGUCAUUUCGUAUUUUCAGAUGAAGUUUAAACUAAUCCAUUCAUCACCUACAGAUGUUGUAGUCCUUCUAAGAAAAAUAAUGGCAAAAGGCUUUGUAUUUUAAAGACAUCUAGUAGUUAAAGAACAAUAAUCAAAUAACCAAAGUAGAACACUAAUAAAUUGAAGACUUAGUAACAUAAUUAUCUAUAAAGUUCUUUUAUGCGCUAAACUUAAAUAUAAUUGAGUCCUAAAAUUACAAAACUAAACAUUUACUCAAAUUGA